This is a messenger RNA of Raphanus sativus (radish), 2183 nucleotides long. RefSeq names its product lysine histidine transporter-like 4. NCBI's taxonomy places the organism in Eukaryota, Viridiplantae, Streptophyta, Magnoliopsida, Brassicales, Brassicaceae. The transcript has 8 exons. Bases 670 to 2016 code for a protein of 448 amino acids. The record is from RefSeq and is a predicted model, not a curated record. Gene Ontology annotation, cellular component: plasma membrane.
CAAUCCAAUCCUCUGUCUUUAACCGGUGGGAAUGUUUAGUUAAGCUUCCAUCUGAACCGUGUUUUUGUGUUAAAACUCUUGUUGAUAUUUGUAGCUAGUUUCGGUUUUCUUGCUAAGUAGGUCUUCUUCUUCUUCUUCUAUAUCGCUAAAUUUUUGUGUUCCUAAAGUUAAACUACCUGCCGUUUUUUUUGGUACUCUAAUGUUUCCAGCUAAUUUCAAUCGUUUAGAAUUCUCGAGGGGAAUCCGUUGACCCCAAGAAGAACUGCAGAAAUGACAACAUAACUAUGUGGUCCAAGAGUCUUAGUAUUAUAUAUUGUAACUAAAGACAAUAAUUUAGAAUUGUAGAAAAAACUGUCCAUUAAUUUAAAAACAAUUACAGUAUGUAACCAAUUGGAGUAGUUUGUUUAUGGACAUGUAUCCCAAUCAAAGACCAAUUCUAAAACGAAUAAUAAAAGAGUUGAACAAACACUAUAAAUAAGUUUCCUGGUAAUUUCAAACAAACAAAAUAUCAGGCAGGAACGCAGUUCAUUCAAGGCACUUCCAAUAGGUCAAAGUCAACUUCUAUCUCUCUUUGUAUACAAACUUUUGGAACCACAUAGAAAGAAGAUAAUCAAACCCAAAUAUUGCCUCACAAGUCACAACAAUAUUCCUAAAGUUUGUGUGUUCGCAAUGACCCCAAGUCCAUCAAACCGAGAUCAUAUGGAGGAUCAUCAAUCAUUUGAUCUGGAAGAUUGGCUUCCAAUAACAGCAUCAAGAAAUGCAAAUUGGUACUAUUCAGCUUUCCACAACGUAACUGCAAUGGUUGGUGCUGGAGUUCUUGGCCUUCCCUACGCCAUGUCAGAACUUGGAUGGGGACCUGGGGUUGCGGUGCUGAUCCUGUCAUGGGUGAUCACGUUGUACACACUCUGGCAAAUGAUUGAGAUGCACGAGAUGUUUGAAGGGCAACGGUUUGAUAGGUACCACGAGCUAGGUCAGGCAGCCUUUGGGAGGAAGCUUGGUUUGUACAUCAUCGUGCCCCUACAGCUUCUUGUUGAAACAAGUGCGUGCAUUAUCUAUAUGGUGACCGGAGGUGAAUCGUUGAAAAAGGUUCAUCAACUUUCUGUGGGAGAUAACAAGUGCACAAAGCUGAGAAUCCAACACUUCAUUUUGAUAUUUGCAUCUUCACAGUUUGUGCUCUCCCUCCUAAAGAACUUCAACUCAAUUUCCGGUGUCUCUUUGGUAGCUGCCGUCAUGUCUGUAAGCUAUUCCACGAUUGCUUGGGUAGCUUCACUGGCAAGGGAGGCCCCAGAGAGUAUCGAGUACGGUUACAAAGAAAGAACAAACUCGGUGCCGUUAGACUUUUUAGGUGGAUUGGGGGAGAUGGCUUUUGCGUACGCAGGUCAUAACGUAGUUUUAGAAAUUCAAGCAACGAUCCCAUCUACACCAGAGAAUCCAUCGAAACGACCCAUGUGGAAGGGAGCCAUCGUAGCCUAUGUCUUCGUAGCUUUCUGCUACUUCCCUGUGGCUCUUCUAGGUUUUAAGACCUUUGGGAACAAUGUCGAAGAAAACAUACUGACAUCACUGCGUGAUCCCAAGGCACUUAUCAUUGUGGCCAACAUGUUUGUUGUCGUACACCUCCUCGGAAGCUAUCAGGUGUACGCAAUGCCCGUGUUUGACAUGAUCGAAUCUGUAAUGAUAAGGAAAUGGCACUUCAGGCCAACAAAGGUUCUAAGGUUUAGCAUCCGAUGGACAUUUGUGGCUGCCACGAUGGGCAUUGCAGUGGCAUUACCGUAUUUCAGUGCUUUGCUAUCAUUUUUUGGGGGAUUCGUGUUUGCCCCAACCACAUACUUUAUACCUUGCAUCAUAUGGUUGAUCCUGAAGAAACCAAAGAGAUUUAGUCUAUCAUGGUGUAUCAACUGGAGUUGCAUAAUUCUUGGGGUUGUACUGAUGAUCGUUGCACCUAUUGGAGGACUCGCUAAGCUAAUAUAUCAGAUCGAACAUAAAAGUCUACCUAACACCAACUGCACCAUCACCUAACUUACUAAAAAGGUGAAUUAAUACAAUGUUAUCUUCAUUUCAUUUGCCAAUUAAUGUGUGAUUAUGUCUCAUUUGGUUGGACUCCACGAAUUUCAGUUCUUGUAUUGUAUAAGAUUAUGCUCUCUUCGGGUUUGGUUCAUCAUUCAGUUAAACCAAAAUUUAGACUC